UUUUCUCUUCCUUCCUCCUCUCUUCCUGCAAAAGCGAGCAAACCCGCAUCCAUCCGUGAGCGCAAAGGAAGAGGAGAGGAAGAAGAGGAGGAGGAACCAGAGGAAGAGGAGGGGGAGCAUUGCAACGUUCAUCCGAGCUCCUUUUUUCUUUUUUCUUCUUCUUCUUCCCAAUACAUGGCGCAAGGGCUACUACACAAGCGGGACUGUCCUGGGUGUGAUCCCGCCGCGGUGAAUUUGGAUACUGGAGCAGCGGCGGCUUCAUCAGCAGCAGCAGCAUCAUCUUCCUCCUCCUCCUCCUCCAUCGGCGCCCACUCUGACUCCCCGUCCUCCUGGCUCUUCUGUCGGCUUUAUGUCGAGUGAUGGUCGGCUUGCCUUGCCGGAUGCGCCCCGCUCUCUCCGGAUCGUCGACGGCCGAGCCUCCUCUGACCGCAGACCCCCAUUUUCGGCGGAAACCUGCCCAGAGCUCUAAGGCUCCAUAUGGAAACUGGAGACCAAAAUUUUAGAAAAAAGGAAAAUCUGAGCGGUUAAUUAUUAUUUAUUUAUUUAUAAUUUUUAUUAUUUCCCCCCUCCCUCCCUCCAUUCUUAUUAUUUCUGGUAUUUUCUGUUUUCCUGGCCUGCCGAUGAAUUAAUUCAUCACUGAUUUCCUCAUUUCCAUCGUGUUGAUUUGAGAGAUUGUUCCUGGGAAGAGGACUUGAAUUGUUUACUCUCUGCUGUUAAAACGAAAGAAAUGCCUUCCGUCAUUCAUUUAUGACCCUUAACCGACUAACAAACCCUCUAGAAUAUAAUAAUUAUUAGUAAUAUUAGCUAACAGUGAAGUGAUAUUGAACUGUAGGCUGAUCUCAUGUGAAUCCCGCUCCAGCAGGUUUGUUUUGAGCCUCUUCAGGCUUUAACUCAUCUCUGUAACUCCGUGUUUUUAUCCACAUUUGCAGCUUUUCUCGCUGCAACUGGGGGGGCUACCUCUGCAGCUACAGGCCGAGUCAUUUUCCGCUUCCUGUUAGAGGAAAAAGUGAAACCCACAGCAGAGGAAGAGACUCUCCUGCCUCUUCCUCUCCAUAAACUCUAAAUUUAGUCGUUUAUUUUUUCUCUUUUGGAGGUCCUCACCCAACGCAACCAUAAGGUUCCUACCGCAUCCUCCUCCUCCUUCCUCCCUCUCCUUCCGCUCGAGUCUAGCCCGUUUUUUCGGCUUGGUUUGGUCCCGCAAAUUUUCAAAUAUUUACUUCCUGUACAUCAAGAGGAAAGGGGGUCCCCCUUUCAUGGAAUGCGGAAACAUGGGUCUGUUCGACCGCGGAGUCCAGAUGCUGCUGACCACGGUGGGCGCCUUCGCGGCCUUCAGCCUCAUGACCAUCGCGGUCGGCACGGACUACUGGCUGUACUCCCGCGGCGUCUGCAGGACCAAGUCGAUGAGCGAGAACGAGACGAGCAAGAAGAACGAGGAGGUGAUGACCCACUCGGGCCUGUGGAGGACCUGCUGCCUGGAAGGAAACUUCAAAGGAAUGUGUAAACAGAUAGACCACUUUCCCGAGGAAACGGAUUAUGAAGCGGAUCCAUCAGAGUACUUCUUACGUGCGGUGCGAGCCUCUAGCAUCUUCCCCAUCCUCAGCGUUAUCCUACUAUUUAUGGGAGGCCUGUGCAUAGCUGCCAGUGAGUUCUACAAGUCACGCCACAACAUCAUCCUCAGUGCAGGGAUCUUCUUUGUGUCUGCAGGUCUGAGCAACAUUAUCGGGAUCAUCGUGUACAUAUCAGCCAAUGCGGGGGACCCUUCAAAAAGCGACUCAAAGAAGAACAGCUAUUCAUAUGGCUGGUCCUUCUACUUUAGUGCCCUUUCCUUUAUAAUAGCUGAGAUGGUUGGCGUCUUGGCCGUGCACAUGUUCAUCGACCGCCAUCGACAGCUGCGAAUAGGGGCGCGCGCCGCCGACUACCUCCAAGGCUCGGCCAUAACACGGAUCCCCAGCUACCGCUACCGCUACCGGCGCCGCUCGCGCUCCUCUUCCCGCUCCACAGAUCCAUCGCAUUCCCGCGACGCCUCGCCCGUGGGCCUCAAGGGCUUCAGCGCGCUGCCGUCCACGGAGAUCUCCAUGUACACGCUCCCCCGGGACACCCUCAAGUCGUCUGGCACGCCCACGGCCACCUACAACUCCGAGAGGGACCACAACUUCCUCCAAGUCCACAACUGCAUCCAGAAGGACCUGAAAGACUCGAGCCACACCAACACAGCGAACCGCCGCACCACGCCGGUAUGAGAG
Gambusia affinis (western mosquitofish) is the source of this 2243-nucleotide messenger RNA. RefSeq names its product calcium channel, voltage-dependent, gamma subunit 2a (gene cacng2a). Gene Ontology annotation, biological process: positive regulation of synaptic transmission, glutamatergic; regulation of AMPA receptor activity; calcium ion transmembrane transport. The record is from RefSeq and is a predicted model, not a curated record. Gene Ontology annotation, cellular component: voltage-gated calcium channel complex; postsynaptic density membrane; AMPA glutamate receptor complex. Bases 1254 to 2240 code for a protein of 328 amino acids. Gene Ontology annotation, molecular function: channel regulator activity; voltage-gated calcium channel activity. The transcript is spliced from 4 exons. Lineage: Eukaryota; Metazoa; Chordata; Actinopteri; Cyprinodontiformes; Poeciliidae.